Melanotaenia boesemani (Boeseman's rainbowfish) is the source of this 3799-nucleotide messenger RNA. It is a transcript of the gene slc45a1, whose product is annotated as solute carrier family 45 member 1. Gene Ontology annotation, biological process: transmembrane transport. The transcript is spliced from 9 exons. Gene Ontology annotation, molecular function: sucrose:proton symporter activity. Gene Ontology annotation, cellular component: membrane. The coding region runs from base 139 to 2622 and encodes 827 amino acids. NCBI's taxonomy places the organism in Eukaryota, Metazoa, Chordata, Actinopteri, Atheriniformes, Melanotaeniidae. The record is from RefSeq and is a predicted model, not a curated record.
GAAGGGACGCAGGAGAGAGCGGGGGGAUGACUGCAUCAAAGGAAAACAAAAAUAAAAAAUAUGACUCCUGUAAUUAACAGCACGCUUUCCGCCCAUCAUUAUGAUUCCUCUGUUUACCAACACAGUGCGUCGCAAUAAAUGACCAGCCGCCCCGUGUACUCUGGCUUGAGAGGGAUGUCGUCUCCAGGCAUGGGCACCCCCAGUGACCCCCUCUUGGCCAGUCCAGGAGGGAGGUCAUCCACAGCUCAAGAGGGUAUUUGGAGGAGCUCUCUACCCAAAACUGCCAGCUUCCCAACAUCCACCACACGGCAUCUCAGUCACAGAGCUAACAACUUCCAAAGACAGCCAAAGCGUAGGAAGCUGAUACGACCUUCACCCCCUCCCCCACCCAACACACCCUGCCCCCUUGACCAGCUGGACCUCAGUGAGCUUCCCCCGAGACGUACCUUCCAAGAGCUGCUCUUCAACGGCUGCAUCCUGUUUGGUAUUGAAUUUAGCUAUGCCAUGGAAACGGCUUAUGUGACUCCUGUGCUCUUACAGAUGGGGCUGCCUGAUCAAUUCUACAGCUUGGUGUGGUUUAUUAGUCCCAUUCUCGGAUUCCUCGUUCAGCCUCUCAUAGGAGCAUGGAGUGAUCGUUGUACAUCCCGGUUUGGGCGAAGGAGACCUUUUAUUUUUGCUUUAGCUGUAGGAGCUUUGGUUGGUCUCACCCUGGUGCUAAAUGGACGGGACAUUGGGGGUGCCUUGGCUGACACAGCAUCAAAUCACAAGUGGGGAAUUGUCCUGACAGUGUGUGGUGUGGUUCUGAUGGACUUCAGUGCCGACUCAGCCGACAACCCAAGCCACGCUUACAUGAUGGAUGUUUGCAGCCCAGAGGACCAGGACCGGGGUCUGAACAUUCAUGCAUUACUAGCAGGACUAGGAGGAGGAUUUGGUUAUAUUGUAGGUGGCAUCAACUGGGACCAGACACAGUUUGGAAGGUCAAUGGGGGGUCAGCUGCGGGUCAUAUACUUGUUUACGAGUAUCACUUUGGUGAUCGCAACAGCCUUGACUCUGAUGAGUAUCCCUGAGAGGCCCUUACCAAAGAGCCAAACAAACAAAGCCUCCAGUAAAAACCAUCUGAAAAGCCCCAGUCUCCCUCUUCCUCCCUCUCCUCCUAUCCCCCCUGGUGCGGCUCUAGGACUGGAUGAGGAAGACGAAGAAGGCCUUUACAGCUACAAUUUUUCAAAGUCCCACCCAGGUAAUCCUGACCUUUUGGCCCAUUCUUGCAGUGCUAAUGCACGUCUAUGUGCUGGCCUCACUAGCCCCAUAUCGCCCCUAAGCCCCCUCACUCCAAAAUAUGGCAGCUUUAUAAGCAGGGACAGCUCGCUCACUGGCAUCAAUGAGUUUGCGUCCUCAUUAGGAACCUCCUACAUAGACAGUGUGCUCAUAGACUGCUACACAGGUCCGCAGACUCCACAGGCCCUGGCCCCAAGUGCCACCAGCAUACCCCUGCCUCCAGGGGAUUCACCUCCUCCUGACAAGUCCACACAGGCAGCAAGGAACCAUCCUGAAGGACAGACCCAGGCUGAUGUGGGGUCUCAUCCAGCUGGGAAUGCUCAGGAUGCAGAAGGGUCUGAGCUUGAAGGAGAUGCACAAUCUCAAGGGGUACCUCAGGUAACAGCUGGGGCUCAGCCUGGUGCAGGGUUGCAUCGAGGCUCUAAUGCUGGCAUCCUGAAACGACCUCAGAGUCUUGCACUGAUGGAGGAGCCCAUGGCAACCCAGAUUAUUGGGCUGGAGAAUGGACGCAGGAGAACUGUGACUUUUAGCCAGCAGGUUGCAAACAUUUUGCUGAAUGGAGUGCGCUAUGAGAGCGAUCUAAGUGAGAAUGUGGAGACAGCAGAAUCCCAAAUGUCAAUGAAGCUGCUGUGUAUAGCCAUCUACAGGAUGCCUCCUUCUCUGCGGAGUUUAUGCACUAAUCAUUUUUUAGGCUGGUUGUCAUUUGAAGGCAUGCUUCUCUUUUAUACUGACUUCAUGGGAGAGGUUGUAUUUGAAGGAGACCCCAAAGCACCCCAUGACUCUGAGGCAUACCAACGCUACAAUGCUGGGGUCAGCAUGGGCUGCUGGGGCAUGUGCAUCUAUGCAUUCAGUGCUGCUUUCUACUCAGCCAUAUUGGAGAAACUAGAGGAGCGUUUCUCUCUUCGCACUCUAUAUUUUUUUGCCUACUUGGCAUUUGGUUUGGGCACAGGCCUCGCAACAUUAUCCACCAACCUCUACGUGGUACUUUCUCUCUGUGUCACCUACGGGGUGCUCUUCUCCUCAUUAUGUACACUGCCUUACUCUCUGCUGUGUGAAUACUACCAGUGCCCUCAGUUUUGUGGGUCGUCAGAGGAGGGGACCAGACGAGGGAUGGGGGUGGACAUCUCUCUGCUCAGCUGCCAGUACUUCCUGGCUCAGAUCCUGGUCUCUGUGGCGAUGGGUCCUCUGACCUCACUGGUGGGUGGGGCUCAGGGAGUGAUGUAUUUUGCAAGCCUGAUGUCAUUCGUGGGCUGCCUGUACUCCUCUCUCUGCGUGGUGUACCAGCUGCCCCCCCCUGAGGGUGAGCCCCCCGAAAGCGAGACCCAGCCACUAUUGGUGCACAUCUAGCAAAGCCUCUUCAUUCACUUUUACCUCACACAAUGCUCACACUGAAGGGCACAUGGUCCUACGCUGUCGCUUAGUGUCUGGGCGUGUUGAGCUUCAUAUAGGUGACAGACACACUGCACAUCUUGCCACACACUGUACAGCACAGUUUCAUGUUCUUUUACACUAAUCCGCACUGCUCUUCUCAGAGCUAGACAGACAGACAGACAUUGGCCACCACUCUAAGACGUGUAUACAUGACCAGUGUGUUCAUACAGUGUGUGUGCCCAUGCAUUUCUUCUAACUUUUGCAAACGAAUGUGUGGCCUUUUUGAAUGCACAAGUGUGUGUGACUGAGAGACUGAGUGUAGAUGGGCCUAAGCUUUUCCUGUGUCUGAUUCUUUGCUGUCAAAUUUUACAUCAUUUUUUCUUGCAUCUUUGUUGGUGUUUAGGAUAGCAAUGUUGAUCACUACAUGCAAGUUAACCACAGCUUUCCCCCUCUUUUCCUUCCUUUUAUCAGUUGCCUAACGUCUGCAUGAGCUGCGGUGUAAUCUUUCAAAGCCACAUGGUAGUGUUUUUGUUUUGGUCAUAUGGCUAAAGGAAUGUCUACCUGCCUGUUUCUCUGAGUUAGCACCUAGCAUCACACCUGCAGCAAGAUUUUCCGACUAAAUGAAUGUGCUGCCGGUGACCGCUUACACUUUCUCUUUUAAUCAUUCAAGAGCUCUUUCUGCCUAAUUUAGCAAACUAAUAUUCUCCUUGUUCAUAGUAUAGAAGGGCUUCACAUUGUCCACAUUUUAACAGCAAACACAACACUUUCAAUUAAAUCUAGUCCAUAUGAAACUUAAUGUGAAAUCUUGAAAGUAAUAUUUUGGAGCUGGGCACUCUUAACAAAGUCCCACAAUUAAGAGUACAAUGACAGUGUAAUCAUCAUAGAGCGAUGGCUAACAAUGUGACAAACACUUUAACACAUACUUACACAAUCAUGCAGAAAUGUGUACUGGUGGCAAUUUCUAUCUGGGCCCUCACUAAGCCACGUGCAGCCCUGUGAGCUGUCACCCGACUCCCAGCCAUUCCAUUGUAAUAAUGACAGUGAUUCUUGUCAUUGUCAGGAAGAGGAGAAGUUGAAACUGGGGUGUGAAUCAGCAUACAGUCGGAAACCGAUCAAAACAGAAGAGCUGCAAUCAGAAGACUCAUGUGAACUG